Molecule: messenger RNA, 307 nt
Organism: Boeremia exigua
Lineage: Eukaryota; Fungi; Ascomycota; Dothideomycetes; Pleosporales; Didymellaceae
Exons: 1
Coding region: 35-229 (64 amino acids)
Source: RefSeq, a predicted model, not a curated record
CGGCGAUCCAUUUGUCUUCAACAGCAAGCUGCCAAUGCCCGUCGUCAUCACAGGAGAGCACAAAGGAGACUACGUGCAGUUUACCUAUGGGACUUUCAGUUGGGCGUCGAAUGACGAGACUCGCUGCUCACAGGGUGGAUGGGAUCCCAGGGGAUCUGGGGACACAUGCGGCAUCUUUGGUGAUAAGAGUCGGAGAAUACGGCGGAUUGAUUGCACGUUCCCAUGUUGAGAUCAGAUUCUACAAGUCAGCAGGAAGUUUCAUAUAUUCACAAAGAACGCAUCGCAAUUUCACUUUUUCUCUUGUUCA